ACUGCAGAGAUGAAGUUGCUCCUGGCCCUGGUGGGGCUCCUAGCCACCCUCAUCCUGGCCCGGCUCUCUGAGGGCACCACCCCAGCCUCCCCUAGGGUGGUGGAGACCUCGGUCGUCCAGAGCUGCAUAACAGAGGCCAAGUUGCUAGUGGAUGCCGCCUACAAUCAGACUGAGAGGAGCAUCAAGCAGCGCCUUCACAGUGGCUUGGCCAGCCCCAUGGACCUCCUGUCCUACUUCAAACAACCGGUAGCGUCCACCAGGAGAGUCAUUCAGGCUGCCGAUUAUAUGCAUGUGGCCUUGGGACUGCUGGAAGAGAAGUUACAACUCCAGGGGUCCAGAUCCUUCAAUGUCACUGAUGUGCUAACGAAAUCCCAAAUGAGGCUGCUGUCCCAGGCCAGUGGCUGUGCAGCCCAGGAUGAAGCCGAGAAGUGCAGUGACAAGUACCGCACCAUCACUGGGAGAUGCAACAACAAGAAGAGACCCUGGCUGGGGGCCUCCAACCAGGCCCUGGCGCGCUGGCUGCCAGCCGAGUAUGAGGACAGGCUGUCUCUCCCCUUCGGGUGGACCCCCGGCAAGAGGCGCAACGGCUUCCUCCUCCCCCUUGUCCGAGCCGUCUCCAACCAGAUCGUGCGCUUCCCCAGCAACAGGCUAACCUCCGACCAGGGCCGGUCCCUCAUGUUCAUGCAGUGGGGCCAGUUCAUUGACCACGACUUGGACUUCGUCCCUGAGUCCCCAGCCAGAGUGGCCUUCACUGUGGGCGUCGACUGUGAGAGGACCUGUGCCCAGGUGCCCCCCUGCUUCCCCAUCAAGAUCCCACCCAAUGACCCCCGCAUCAUGAACCAGUGUGACUGCAUCCCCUUCUUCCGUUCGGCACCCUCGUGCCCCCAAAACAAGAACAAAGUCCGCAACCAGAUCAACGCACUCACCUCCUUCGUGGAUGCCAGCAUGGUGUACGGCAGCGAGGUCGCCCUUGCCCUGCGGCUCCGCAACCAGACCAACCAGCUGGGGCUGCUGGCCGUCAACACCCGCUUCCAUGACAACGGCCGGGCACUGCUGCCCUUCAACAAUCUGCACGAAGACCCCUGCCUGCUCACCAACCGCACCGCGAACAUCCCCUGCUUCCUGGCAGGUGACAGCCGGUCAACCGAAACCCCGAAACUGGCAGCCAUGCACACCCUCUUUGUGCGAGAGCACAACCGGCUGGCAACUGAGCUGAGACACCUGAAUCCUCAGUGGACCAGUGACAAGCUGUACCAGGAGGCUCGGAAGAUCGUGGGGGCCAUGGUCCAGAUCAUCACCUACCGGGACUUUCUGCCCUUGGUUCUGGGCAAGGCCAGGGCCAGGAAAACCCUGGGGCCCUACCAGGGGUAUUCUUCCAAUGUAGACCCCCGUGUGGCCAACGUCUUCACCCUGGCCUUCCGCUUCGGCCACACCAUGAUCCAGCCCGUCAUGUUCCGCCUGGACUGCCAGUACCAGGCCUCAGCACCCAACUCGCGGGUCCCACUCAGCUCCGCCUUCUUCGCCAGCUGGCGAAUCGUGCACGAAGGUGGCAUCGACCCCAUCCUCCGAGGCCUCAUGGCCACCCCUGCCAAGCUGAACCGUCAAGAUUCCAUGUUAGUGGAUGAGCUCCGGGAACGGCUGUUUCAGCAAGUGAGAAGGAUCGGGCUGGACCUGGCAGCUCUCAACAUGCAACGCAGCCGGGACCAUGGCCUCCCAGGGUACAAUGCUUGGAGGCGCUUCUGCAGGCUCUCCCAGCCCCGGAAUCUGGCACAGCUUAGCCGGGUUCUGAAAAACCAGGGUUUGGCAAGGAAGUUCCUGAAUCUCUAUGGAACACCUGACAACAUUGACAUCUGGACUGGGGCCAUCGCAGAGCCUCUUUUGCCAGGGGCCCGAGUGGGGCCUCUUCUGGCUUGCCUUUUUGAGAACCAGUUCAGAAGAGCCCGAAAUGGAGACAGGUUCUGGUGGCAGAAACAGGGUGUUUUCACCAAGACACAGCGCAGGGCCCUGAGCCGCAUCUCCUUGUCUCGAAUUGUGUGUGACAACACUGGUAUCACCACCGUUCCGAGGGACAUCUUCAGGGCCAACAUCUACCCCCAGGGCUUUGUGCCCUGCACCUGCAUCCCCAGGCUGAACCUGUCAGCCUGGAGAGGCAGAUGAGGCUUCUGCAGGAGUCCAUCCCAAGCCUCUGACCUUGGAGACCUUGGAGACAAGGAAACCUGGGGAAGACCACAAGGCUACCUCCUCCCC
This is a messenger RNA of Balaenoptera ricei (Rice's whale), 2247 nucleotides long. It is a transcript of the gene EPX, whose product is annotated as eosinophil peroxidase. Gene Ontology annotation, biological process: response to oxidative stress. Gene Ontology annotation, molecular function: peroxidase activity; heme binding. The transcript is spliced from 13 exons. Lineage: Eukaryota; Metazoa; Chordata; Mammalia; Artiodactyla; Balaenopteridae. The record is from RefSeq and is a predicted model, not a curated record. The coding region runs from base 10 to 2157 and encodes 715 amino acids.